AUGUCGAACUAUUUGCAAGUGCCUGAUCCCGCCAGGCUGCAGUCCUCCCCUCUGAAGGGGCAGAAGCAGACCAGAUUCGCCCCCCUCCCGCCGAGGCCUCCUCUGCCUCCUCUCCCGCCACCACCGCCGCUGGGCCGGCACUCGUGCGUGAACCCCCGGAGCUCGUGGAUGCGCAAGAGCCAGCGCUUCCAACCGCCUCCCCCUUCCGGCCGCCUCUCCCGCCUGCCACGCCUGAGCCGGCUGUCGUACUACCCGGUCGCCAACGAGUACAUCGAGGGCGUCUUCAACGAGAAGACGGCGCUGCCGCCGCGAUGGUCCUUUUAUGUGCCCGACUUCGACUUCGACGUCGAGGAGUUUGACAAGUACGAGAAAGCCGUCAGCGGCGAGAACGGCGGCGAAGGCGACGACGACGAGGACUACGGCGGCGUGCCCACCGCGCUCAAGGCCUUCCGCGUCGACUUCUGGGACGGCGACCCGGCCGACCCCAAGAGCUGGUCGACGGCGUACCGGGUGUUCGUCGUCGGCAUGUUCGCCUUCACGACGCUGGCGACGGGCAUCUACUCGACCGCCUACUCGAGCGGCAUCCCCCAGAUGUCCGAGGAGCUGCACAUCACCAACCCGUCGCUGCCCCUGCUGGGCAUCUCCCUCUACCUCGUGGGCCUGGCCCUCGGGGCCCUCAUCAUGGCGCCGCUGAGCGAGACGUUCGGGCGAAGGCCCAUGUACAUUGGCGGCCUGACGAUAUUCCUCGGGCUGAUCCCCGUCGCCGCGCUCGCGACCGACUUCACCACGGUGAUUGUGGCGCGUUUCCUGGGUGCCGUUGCCGGAAGCGUCAUGCUGUCCAACGUCGGCGGCUCCAUCAUGGACAUCACCAACCCCAAAUACCUACCCCUGGCCAUGUCGGUGUACUCCUUUGGCCCUCUCAACGGGCCCGUCCUCGGACCGCUCAUGGGCGGCUUCUUGGUCGAGGCGUUCGGCUGGCGAUCCCUCAACUGGAUGUCCCUCAUCUCCACCGCCGUCGGCGCCCUCUUCAUCAUGACCGUCCCCGAGACGUACCGGCCCACGCUCCUCCGCAAGAAAGCGGCCCAGAAGCGGCGGGAGGAGGAGGACCACCGGUACUGGUCCGACUUCGACGACACGGUGCCCAUCCUCCGCCGGAUCCGGACCGCCGUCUCGCGGCCCUUCAUCCUCUCCUUCACCGAGCCCGUGCUCAUGUUCUGGAACGUCUACAUCUCCGUCAUCUACGCCAUCGUCCAGCUCGCCUACGUCGCCUUCCCCAUCGUCUACCAGAACGAGCGCGGCUGGACCACGGCCAUCUCCGGGCUGGCCUUCGUCGGCGUCUUCGUCGGCAUCGCCCUCGUCCUCGCCACCGAGCCGCUGCUCCGCAGGCUCGUCAACCGCCAGCCCAAGAACCCCGAGACCGGCCAGGCCGAGCCCGAGGCGACGGUCCUGCUCAUCUGUAUCGGCGCCGUCCUCGAGCCCGUCGGCCAGCUCGCCUUCGCCCUGACCUCGCUGCCCGUCGAGGUGCCCUUCUACUGGAGCGUGCUGUCCGGCGUGCCCUUCGGCUACGGCUUCGGUCUCGUCUUCAUCUACGGCACCAGCUACAUCUCCAAGGUCUUCGGCAUGUACGCCACGUCCGCGUCGGCCGGGAACCUCGUGUUCCGCUCCAUUCUGGGCGCCGUGCUCGUCCUGGUGGGCAAGAGCAUGUACGCCGCGCUGACGCCGCGCGUCGCCGGCAUCGCGGUCGGCGUCGCCGAGGUCGCGCUCAUGCCGGUGCCCUUUGUCUUCUUCAAGUGGGGGAAGAAGAUCCGGCAGAGGAGCAAGCUGAUCCGGACGUUGGAGGAGCAGGCGAAGAAGAUGGCGUGA
This is a messenger RNA of Colletotrichum higginsianum IMI 349063, 1863 nucleotides long. Its product is annotated as Major facilitator superfamily transporter. Gene Ontology annotation, molecular function: transmembrane transporter activity. NCBI's taxonomy places the organism in Eukaryota, Fungi, Ascomycota, Sordariomycetes, Glomerellales, Glomerellaceae. Bases 1 to 1863 code for a protein of 620 amino acids. The transcript is spliced from 3 exons. Gene Ontology annotation, biological process: transmembrane transport. The record is from RefSeq and is a predicted model, not a curated record.